Molecule: messenger RNA, 5215 nt
Organism: Eurytemora carolleeae
Lineage: Eukaryota; Metazoa; Arthropoda; Copepoda; Calanoida; Temoridae
Biological process (GO): termination of RNA polymerase II transcription
Cellular component (GO): cytoplasm; mRNA cleavage factor complex
Molecular function (GO): ubiquitin binding; RNA polymerase II complex binding; phosphatidylinositol binding
Source: RefSeq, a predicted model, not a curated record
CCUUUCACCUAGCAGGCUAGCACUGGCAAGGCAGGGCAGCCCUCAUUCCUAACUAGAGACGCCAUACUUGUGAUAAUUUCAUUUAGUAAUAAAAUCGAGCUUUGGACGAUAGAGCAGUGUUUAAAUCUUUAUUAAACAGUAUUGGUCAACAGACUCUCAAUAUGUCCUCGCUGUUCUCCAACCUCCGUGGAGAGCAGAGGGAAGGUGCGGAGGCUUAUUAUGAUUCUAUGAAAAGAUUAACUUCAAACGACAAAAAUGUGAUAAAUUCCUUAACAGAAAUCGCCUAUGAAAACCGUUCUCAGGCCAAAAUUAUUGUCCAUGUCAUCGAGAAGAGAAUUUCUAUGGCUCCCUCCGACCAUCUGCUCCCUCACCUGUACCUCCUGGACUCCAUCUGUAAGAACCAUGGAAAUCCUUUCACGGAUUUAUUUCAAUUUAAUCUAAUCAACACUUUUAUACACGUCUUCCACAAGGUUAAUGAGAAGGUACGAACAGCGAUGUAUAAACUUCGUUAUACCUGGACGGCCGCCAAUCUUUUCAAACCAGCAACUCUUCAAGAACUUGACCGCCGAAUUCAUGAAAUAGAUCCCGCCUGGCCAAUUCUGAAGAGCUACGCUCCCCCGCAGACCCAACAUGGCGGUGGUUCGCAUAAAAUUUUAAUUAAUCCCACCCAGCCCAAUCAACAUGGUGGUUCGCAUAAAAUUUUGAUCAAUCCAGCCAAAUUUCCACAGUCUACUGGUUCUAAGCUGCGUGUACCUGAGCCUGUGCUGCGUAUUGAGGAGGAAACUGAGAUGAUGAGAACUGAGUUGCUACGGAAGGAGAAGGAGCUGCUUGAACUCAAGAAGAAGGAUAUUGAUCAGCAGCUCCAGGGGCUUAAGAUGCAGCAGCAGAUCAAAAAUAACUCGCUGGAUGGUACAGCCAGUACGCCUGAUGACGCCAAAGUAUCUACUAAGAAGGUUCGAUUAAUCCAGACGGACGUAUGUCGGCGUAUUAAGUAUAUUUUCAACCCCCAAUACAACUCAUGUUGUAAUAGUUCAAAGUUUAGGCUUAAUAAAAUCUGUGUAGGCCAACUGUACGCCCCCCUGGAAACCAGAAGAAAUUAUUUGUUAUACUUCCAGAAUAUUGGAACUGAGGUUUCAAGCUCCAGCAGUUCGGAGAGCAGAGAUCCAAGGAAGAGAAGGAAACCAGAGUCGGAGAAACAUGAAUCCGUUCCGUCGGAGCUCUCCAGCUCUAAGUCUGACACCAAGAGCACCAGUAGGUCUGAAUCCCGACACAAAGAUCGUAGUCCAAACAGAAAAUCCGCCAGAUCUGAAAAGAGCAACGGAAGUAGUCACAGCAGCACCAGCAGCUCUAAAAGAUCUUCAAAAUCCGAGGACAAGAAAAAGUCCAGUCCUAAAAAGGAGGAGAAGAAGGAGAAAAAACGAGAGCCGAGUCCUAAGUUUUCCAGGUCUCCAACCCCAGUUGUGGACGGACGAAUUUCUCCUCUCCCCCCGCCUCCGUCCAACAAGAUCCCUAAACUCCGGAAGGGUGAAGAAGAGAAGAGGGAAGAGAAAAGAGCGGAAAAGCGAGCAUCUGAGGACGGGAAAAGAACACCGCCGCCGGAAAAACGUCCACGACCAAUUAAUAUAGAUUUGGUUGAAGAUUCCUCUGUGAGAGAUACUAGCAGUCCAGUAGUUGGUUGGGCUAAACAUAAGGAAUCGAACCCUGACAAAUUCCGGACACCAAACAAAGAAAUGGGGCCAUUCUUUCAGGACCAUGGGCCUCCUGGACCUUGGAUGGAGGACAGAGGUCGAGGAAGAGGCUUUAGGGGCUUCAGAGGACACAGAAACAACUGGGGUGGAGGACGAGGACGCUUUAACGAUUUCCCCCGCUUCCCCCAUCAGCAAGGAUUUAUGGGACCCAUGUUUGGAUUCCAACCUCGAGGUGGAAUGGGUCCACCCUUCCGACCCGGGUUCCGGAUGCCAUCUGGUCUACCCGGCUUACAUGGUCCUGAUAUAACCAAGACUGAUCCGGUCAUCAUACGGAAGGAGGUGAUCCCCAAUCUGAUGAAGCUUGGGCAGGAGUGCAAGGAGAAGGGAACGAUCGACGAGGUACAGUUCCGUGAGUUCAUGAACCAGGUGAUGCAACUCAAAGAGACGAGUUUGAACCGUGAAGCCGAGAUGCGGCAGAACCGUGAUGUCGAGCUGCGACAGAACCAGGAGAACAAAGAAAAUAGGUUUCAACGUCGUGGUGUGCAUGGAUUCCCCUCGGCCGGAGACCGUCUUAACGGUGCGGACGAUCGGGUUGAAGAUAAGAAAAUCCCCCACGUGGAUGGAACACAUAACCGUCCACGCACUGAUAUCAUCAGUCCUCACAAGAAUGAUCUACCUCUGGCCAAUCCUACCGAACUGGAGGAGAUCAAGAAAGAUCCAACCCGAACCCUGAACAUAGACGACAUUCCUCGUGCCAUCCGUUACUACGGAGAAACGGCAACCAUAGCGAUGGAUGAUAAUCUCAUUUGCGAGCUCGCCUUUAAACCUGAACGGGAAAGUCGAUGUGUUCUGGUGGAUAAUAUAGCGGUGUACUGUGAAAUUAACACCGAUCGCUACACUAAGUUUAUGCUGAACGGUAAAACCCACAAGCUGAGGAUAGGAAAUCCAACCCGUGAAUUAUGGAUAGAUAACGAGUGGUAUGAAUGUUAUUUUAACAGCAAAAUCCGGAUCAAGAUAGACAAUAAUUAUCAUAAUAUAUUCUUACCUGGACCCCCACCUUCUGUGGAUAUUGGGAAGGUUCGACAUGAUCUGUGCCGCGGUCGUGUUUAUGCUUUGUUAGAUGGAAAUCUGGACAGUAGAACCCCUCUCUAUCUUGAUUCAAAGCCCCAGCUGCUAAUAAUUGGUUACAAGCCUCAUGUUCUUCGUUUCGUGGAGGGAUUUAAAACUCUGACAAUCAACGGACAUCCGUUUAGAACGGACUUUGGGGGAUUUCCUAUGGUGAUAUCCGUUAACGGUUUUAAGCACUAUGUUCGUUUGACGUCGUUUCCCACAGGGGCCUGGGAUGAGGAUAAACAGUGCUAUCGGCCGAUUUCUCCCCGGAUGGACGAACGACUCUCUCCGGUCGGAAGUCCUAAGGAUGAUGUUGGAUUACACUCGCAGGAUCCGCUAAACCAGAUGAUGUCCGUCCUACCCUCUUCUUCUAAUUCCAAAAGAUCGGAAACUCCAAAUAAUUACGGAACUAGUCCCGGAGUUACGGGCCCUCCACCCAACCUUACCUCAACCCCAACACAUCCUCCACCCUCCCCGCCGCCCUCUUAGCCUCCACCUUCCCUCAACUCUACACCCGCCAUUGUAGAUGUCCCCGCCAGACAGCCGGCUGUUCCUGAGGCGAUAGUUGCUCCGCCCAUCGUAGAUGCCCCGGCCCCUGAUAUAAAUGAUCUGUGGGCCAAAUUACAGAGCUCUGGGGUUCUCUCUCUCUUUGGAACUGGUGGCGUUGGUUCAGCGGCGGGUAUACCUGGACUAGCUGUACAACAGGAACCGGAGAGACCCGCCGAAUCGCCGAUUAGUUUCCCAAAUGCGCCGACUCGUAAAGUUCGACGGAACUCUGUUGGAAUGAAGGAAAUACAAUUGAAAUCCCACGAUCCUUCACUCAAGGAGCGACAUCAAUAUGUCAUUGAUAGUUUAUUUGGACUCUCAGACUUACAGUGCAAAUCAUGUGGAUUAAGGUUUAACUCUGAGGAAAUGGGAUUUUACAGUUCCCAUCUGGAUUGGCACUUCAGGCUCAAGAGGAGAGAGAGGGAUAACGCUAGGAAGGCGCAGAGCAGGCGUUGGUAUUAUGAGAAGAACGACUGGAUUGUCUCUGAUGAAAUUGAGGACGAUGAACAUGACAUGACCGAGGAGGAUAUUAUCCUUGAGCAGAGUAUGGAGAUUCCAACGGUAGCUGCCCGGGGGGCGGGGAACCAGGAGGGUGGGGAGGAAACCUGCCCUGUGUGUACUGAGGUGUUCAGUCAAGUAUAUCGACAGGAAGGAGAAGAGGAGGGAAGCUGGCAACUCCAUAAUGCUAUGCGAGAUGAUCUAGGAGUGGCGUAUCAUCCAGAGUGCUACAAAGAUAAGGAGGCACAGGAGAAGAGGGCUUUAGAGAAUCCUCGGGAUUCAACUCCAGAACACGAUGAGAGUAUGGAGGUCGAAGACGAGGUCAAGGUUGACCUUGGGGAGUUAAAAAUGGAGGUUCAGGAAGGAAAUGUUGAGGUUAAGACUGAGCCUCUGGAGCAGUCUCAAGAUGAGGACGUGGAGAUGAUUGAGGUUAAAUCUGAACCAGGAGCAGAGGUCAAAACAGAAGUCGUAGAUGAUCUUAUGCCCAAACCUGAAGGAGUUGAACCUGUUGAUUCCGAAUCUGAACCCAUGAAAUCCGGUGAGGAACCUCUAGAAUCCGGAGUUGAAUCUGCCGGAGCCGGAGCUGAACUCUCUAAGACCGAAGCUGAAGCUGGUGGUGCAGAGACUAAACCUGAGAAGGUUGAUCUGGAUUUAUCCAUGAGCUCCAACCUGGAGAAUAAACCUCCUGUACCUGUUUCCAUCCCUAAACCCAAGGUUGAAAUCAAGGUGUCUUUGACUACUAACAUCGUUAAGGAGGACAAGAUUGAAAGGUCUGAGUCCCUGUCAGAGGAUCUAGAGGAUUCAGAAUUCGACCCAGAGGCCAUUAUCGUCCCAGCUUUAACACAGGAGGCCAAAGACCUGGCCAAACCGAAGUUAAAGGGUCGUAGCUUAGUGAAUUAUCCUCCAAACAUGAAGGACAAGGAUAUGUCUGGACUCUGUAGUAUCAUGUAACUAUUCUAUAAGCUGUGAUUCUUAAUUCGUCGACAUUUUUUUUUUGAUCGAACACUAUUCAUUCUGUCGCAUUUUUGAAUAUUAGAAUAUUUUUCAUUAUUGUAUAUAUGUAUUAGCAUCAUAGCUGUUGCAAACAAAUUCAUACUGAAGAAGAAAAAAUAAAAAUAUCUAUGGCUUAGGGCCUGAAACUACUUAUAGACAAUCAGAUAUUUAUGUGUAUAUAAAGGUUAGAUUGAUUCAGAAACCUAAAAAAACGAGAAUAGAAGCUAAAUUGUCUCCAGUAUAAACGGCUACAAGUAAGUAUAUGCGACGAAUAGAAAAAUGCGACGUGAAUCGACAGAGACCAGCUAGAGGGGACAGAGUUAUCUUAAUAAAUAUUAAUUUAUAAAACAUACAGGGCUCUCAAUAAAGUAUUAAAAAAA